UACUUCAUUCUAUUCUUCAACUUAUUCGCCCUUUCAUUACUAAUUAAGUAAAAUAUGGCAGCUCCAAGAACCACAUUGAUGAACCUGGUUAUUGUGACCAUGCUCAUAGAAUCGGCCAUGGCAACCACUUACACAGUCGGAGGUCCGAAUGGCAGGUGGGAUUCAACUACUGAUCUUAAAACUUGGGCAUCGUCACAGUCAUUCUUAGUCGGAGAUAAUCUCAAUUUUCAGUACUCAACAAAGCAUGAUGUGAUUGAAGUGCCAAAGGCAGACUAUGAUUCUUGUCAAGCAAGGAACUCAAUUCAGUCUUACAGUGGUGGAAGCACUACCAUUACUCUAUCUUCUCCAGGCAAAAGGUAUUUCAUCUGUGGAACAACUGGACAUUGUAGCCAAGGAAUGAAGCUUGAAGUCAACACUCUUGCAACUUCUGCCGCACCAGCAGCUUCUCCUAUAAGCCCUUCCCCACUAGAAUCUCCUUUAGUUCCAACUCCUUCGCCGGCUACUCCUAGUUUGGCUCCGGAACCUUCUAUUGCCUCGCCGGCAGAACCGGUACCACAAUCUGCUCCCACAUUGUCCCCUACUCUGCCAUCUGGAUUGCCCAUCAGUCCUGCAUCAGACCCUACCGAUCACAUUCCUUCAACUGAAGCUCCUAGUUCCAUUUCUCGAACCGGGUCUUCACCGCAACCUUCUGCUUCAUCACCAAACUACAAAGGCGGUCUCCCAAUCAGUCUCACCGUCGCUUUCAGCGUUUUGAUCAUGUUGUUGCUAGCCCACUAGGGUUUUAAGCAAGGAAGAUUUACGUAAUUGUUCAUGAAGAAUGUAUUUAUUUGUGUGACAAAAUUUCCUCAGCAUUUUAUUCCAAUUUUAUACAAUAUUUAUAAGA
Messenger RNA from Malus domestica (apple), 883 nucleotides. RefSeq names its product uclacyanin 1-like. Lineage: Eukaryota; Viridiplantae; Streptophyta; Magnoliopsida; Rosales; Rosaceae. Gene Ontology annotation, molecular function: electron transfer activity. Gene Ontology annotation, cellular component: plasma membrane. The record is from RefSeq and is a predicted model, not a curated record.